AUGAUCAAAAACCAAGCUAGAUUGCAAGGACUAGCAAAAUGCCGGGAACUAAGUCGGUUACUAGAAACAAAGAAUCUCUCAGGAAUUGUUCAGUUUCGCAAGACAGCGAAUGAGGAGGAGCAGGUUCCUGUGAUCAAAAAGUGGAAACUCCAGAUGGAAGACGGAAUGAUACUGGAGCAUCUGCUGCUCACAAAGGAAUGUCCCUGGGAAGCCAACGCCACAGCAGUGGCUCAGUACAGGGCAGAACUCGGGCUAUGUUGCAAUGCUUCCUUCUGGCUGGUGGUAACCCAGGACAAUGCACCACUAGGAUCCAGUAUAACCUUCGAUGGGAACAAAGGACAGAAGGUGCUGGUGAAUGCGCAUCUGUUUGAUUUGCUGCCAAAGAGAUCACCCUUCUCGGACAUUCCGUAUCGGCACUGUGCAGUGGUGGGCAAUGGUGGAAUCCUACAAAACAGCCGCUGUGGGCAGGAAAUUGAUCAAGCUGAUUUAGUAGUCAGGUUCAAUUUGCCUCCCAUGAAUUUCUCUGACGAUGUGGGAACCACGACAGGAGUAGUGACCAUCAACCCCAGCAUACUUCAGUUUAGAUACAAGAACUUGCAGGCCCGGAGGAAGCCUUUUGCAGAUGCUCUACAGCCAUACAGGGACGCCCUCUUCCUCAUCCCAGCUUUCUCUUUUGUGGGCCAGAGUGAUCUCAGCUACCGUGCUUUGUACACCAUGGAGGACUUUGGCUUAAUGCAACAAGCCUUCUUCCUGAAUCCACACUACCUGAGCACCCUAAGUGACUACUGGAAGAAAGAAGGCUUGAAGCCGCAGCGCCUUUCCUCCGGCUUCAUGCUCCUCAGCAUGACUUUGGAGUUCUGUGAGCACAUCACUCUCUACGGCUUCUGGCCCUUCCUGCAUGACCUGGCUGACCAGCCCAUCCCUCAUCAUUAUUAUGACAAUGUGUUGCCCAGGGCUGGCGUUCAUGCCAUGCCCAAUGAAUUCUCACAUUAUCUCCGCAUGUAUGCAAAAGGUGUGCUGCGGUUACGACUUGGCAAGUGUCAGUGA
Molecule: messenger RNA, 1047 nt
Organism: Elgaria multicarinata webbii
Lineage: Eukaryota; Metazoa; Chordata; Lepidosauria; Squamata; Anguidae
Product: alpha-2,8-sialyltransferase 8F-like
Exons: 7
Coding region: 1-1047 (348 amino acids)
Biological process (GO): oligosaccharide metabolic process; N-glycan processing
Molecular function (GO): alpha-N-acetylneuraminate alpha-2,8-sialyltransferase activity
Source: RefSeq, a predicted model, not a curated record